Molecule: messenger RNA, 4207 nt
Organism: Paramecium sonneborni
Lineage: Eukaryota; Ciliophora; Oligohymenophorea; Peniculida; Parameciidae
Source: the annotation of a GenBank genome assembly
AUGAGCACAUGUGAUUAAAUAUGCUUUGUUAUUAAAAAAAAUCUGCUGAUAAGCUUCAGAAAUAAGGAGUUCUUUAUUGAAUCUAUAUUACCAAUUGUAGUGGCUGGUAUGCUUUCACUAAAAGGUACUUAUAUAAUGAUUAUAUAAUUAAGCUUAAUUGCAAGCUAUUUAAUAGUUGAUGCCUUUACUCUAUAGUAUUGCUUUAACUUCUACAUAAAGGUCAAUGUUAAUAAAAUUAGUCGAAGAGAAAAGCAAAAGGUUUAAAGAACUAUAGAAGGUAAGAAUUUAUGAAUAAUCAGAUAAUGGGUAUGAAUGAGAAAGCAUAUACAAUUGGAUGGGUCUUAACAGGAUAUAUAAGGAUUGGAAUAGUAAUAAUGUAAAUAUAUUAUUUAGUCUGUACUAAUAUUUGAGUUCUCUUGGUUAAUUUGCAAUGCUAUAUUUGAUAUUAAUUGGGAAAAAGAAUUUCAUGUAUCAUUUUCAAAUAUGUUAUGGCCUUACAUUUUAUUUGCAUAUGCUGUAAGAAUUUGUUAUCAAAUUUAGGCUAUGAAUUAGAAUUUCUUAUUAUCUAGUUUAUUUAAUGAAGUUAAAAUUGCAGGGGAAAUGUAGUCGUUUUUGUAAAUUGCUUUUACUUUUUUUAUCUACUUUUCUUUUGUAGAAAAUGUAGCUAAUAAAGUAUUAUUUUACAUUUUAAUGACAAUGAUAAGUCCUCAAUGUGGAAUAGCUUUUUCAUAUAUAUCAUCUAUGAAUUCAGAAGUUGGAACAGAUUUAACAAAAUUAAAUUUAUUUCCAACAGAAAUAAUUAGUGAUACUUACCCAAAUAAUUUAGCUGGACUAUAACUAGCAAUUUAACUUGUAGUUUAUUUUAUACUCUUUAUAUAUUUUGAAUAAGUUAUUCCAAAUGAAUAUGGAAUAGCAAAACAUCCAUUAUUUUUUUUGAAAAUUUCUUAAAAUAAGAAAAAGAAUAGAAUAGAGAAUAGUAAAAAUAAUGUUUUUGCAUAAUUAAAUGAAAGUGAUAGUGAAAGUAGUUCAGCUAUGUACAAUGAAGAUAUAAAAAUGAAUAGUUCACCUAGUAUAAUAAUUAAGAAUCUUUUAAAACGAUUUGGAGAUCUAAAUGCUGUUGAUAAUAUAAGUUUACAUCUAUAUGAGUCUUAGAUAUUUUGUUUAUUAGGACAUAAUGGAGCAGGAAAAACAACAGCAAUUAAUUUAUUAACAGGAAUGAUUUAAAAGACAUCUGGAUAAGUUAGUAUGUAUGAAAUGAAUUUGGAUACAUAACUUGGAUAGAUUAGAAAAUCUUUAGGAUUAUGUACUUAAAAAGAUUGUCUUUAUAAUGAUUUAACUGUAAAGGAACAUUUAGAAUUUAUUAGUGGAAUCAAAGGUAGAUUAAAUUAAUAAGAAAUUGAAGAAAUUUUGUAAAAAACAGAAUUAUUAGAGGAACAAAAUAAAAAGAUUUUAGAAUUAUCUGGAGGAUCAAAAAGAAAGUUAUCUUUAGCUAUGAGUUUAGUUGGAGAUUCAAAAAUAAUAUUUUUAGAUGAACCUACAUCUGGUAUGGAUGCUUAUUCAAGAAGAUCUAUUUGGAAUAUUUUAGAAAGAAUUAGAGAAGAUAAAAGAACUAUUAUAUUAACAACACAUCAUUUAGAUGAAGCAGAAUUAUUAGCUAAUAGAAUUGGAAUUAUGUCAAAAGGAUAAUUACUUGCUGUUGGAUCUUCUGAUUUUAUUAAAAGAAAGUUUGGAGAAGGUUAUAAUUUAAAAUUAUCAUUUGAUAAUAAUAAUCUAAGAAAUCAAAUUUAUGAUAAAGUUAAUGAAAUGAUUCCUAAUUGUUAUUUAGAAACUUAACAUUCUAAUGAUAAUAAAUUAGUAUUUAACAUUCCUUUUUCAUCAAAAGGAAAAUUAGGAAAUUUGUUUUAUAAUUUAGAAUCCUUUAAUAUAACAAUUGGUUUAGAAAUGAAAACAUUAGAAGAUGCUUUUGUAAAAAUUGGAUUAGAAGAUGAAAAAACUCAUUUAAAUUAUGUUAGAAAAAGUGAAAUAAGAUUAGCUAAAUAAAGUAUGGGUAUUCCAGCUGAAAAUGAUGAUAAUACAAAUUAAAUAAAUGAAAAUGAAGAUUUUAAUAGUCUUCCAAUAAUUUAAGAAUUUACAGAAGAAAAAGCAUUUAAUUAAAAUAUUCCAGAUUGUCUUAAAAAUGAUCCACAAUAUAAACUUAGUUCAUAAUUGUUAGCAAUAUUUUUAAGAAGAUAUUAUACUGUUAUAAGAACAAGUACUAAUUAUUUCUCAAUUUUAAUUCCUAUGCUUACAUUUAUAUUAGGAAUGACAACUGUAGCUGGAGUUGAUUUCGAUGAAAUUUUAAAAAAUGUUUUUCCAGAUAUGAAUCAUGAUAAUUUAACUGAAGCUGUUGAAUUUUUUAAAAUAUCUUUAUUAAGUAGUUGCAGUGUUUUAGCAUUUUGUUUUAAUGCUACUGUUUAUAUUACAUAACCAGUAUUAGAAAAAGAAACAUAUCUUAAAUAAGCUUUAAUAGGUAUGGGUUGUAGAACAUUACCAUAUUGGGUAGGAACAUUAAUAUUUGAUUAUACUAUCUAUUUAUGUUUUGUGGUACUAUUUUACAUCAUAUCAGCCAUACUUAAUUUAGAUAUUGCAUUUAAAUAUUUAGGAGCUGGUUUAUCUUGUUAUUUACUUUUUGGAUUUAGUUAUAUACUUUUUGCAUAUCUUAUGGGAUUUUUAUUCAAAACUUUAGAAAAUGCCUUAAAACUUUAUUCUAUGUUUUGUUUUUUCGUAAAUUUCUGUGUUCCAUUUAUCCUUAUAGCAUUUAUAGAUUUUUUUUAUAAAAAAUUUGAUAGUGCAAUUGCUGAACAAUUAAUAUAUAUAUUAUAAGUUUUUUUUGUUCUUGUUUCUCCUUUUUAUGCAUUUUUUGAAGCUUGUACAUUUUUAGCUGAUAACUUUUAAAAAAUAUAUGAUCUCAAUUUAUAUAAUACACCUUAAUUAAUUUAAAGAACAUAUGCAUUUUAAUUAAUUUUAUUAGCCUAAAUAAUUGUCUAAAUAAUAAUACUAUAUUUAAUUGAAUCUAAAAGUUUUAUAUUGACAAUUGCAACAAAUUAAGAAAAGAAACAAUAAUAGAAUGAAAAUUUAGAGUAAGAAAUAAUUGAUGAAAGAUUAAGAAUAGAAUAAGGAAAUAUUUAAGAUCCUAUUAUAUGUAAAGAUUUAGAGAAAGAAUAUAUAAAAGAUAAACCUACACUUUAGUAAUUGACUUUUGCAGUCAAAAAAGGUGAAAUUUUUGGAAUAAUUGGUCCAAAUGGUGCUGGAAAAUCAACUUUAAUAAAUGUAUUCACAGGUAUUAACACACCUAGUAAAGGUGUCGCUCUUAUUAAUGGUGUUGAACCUAAAUAAAGAAAUUAAGAAAUAAUGUAACAUGUUGGUAUAUGUCCAUAAUUUGAUUGUAUUUGGGAAAAUUUAACUCCAAUAGAACAUUUAUAAUUAUUUGGAAGAAUUAAAGGAUUACAAGGAAAUGAUUUACGAUUAGCUGUUAAUUAUUACAUUAAAACUAUGUAACUUGAUUUAUUUGUAAAAACUAAAGCUGGACAAUUAAGUGGUGGAAAUAAAAGAAAAUUAUGUGUUGCUGAUGCUUUAAUUGGAGGUAGUGAUAUUACUUUUUUUGAUGAACCUAGUACUGGUGUAGAUCCAAUAUCAAGAAGGUUUUUGUUUAAUACUCUUUAAAGAAAUAUUCAAUUAAGAAAUUGUUCUGCUAUUAUGACUACACAUACUAUAGAAGAGGCAGAAAGUUUAAGUUAAAGACUAGGAAUUUUAAUAGCUGGCUAAUUCAAAUGUUUAGGAACUCCUUAAUAUUUGAGAUAGUAAAUUUAUAAUUAAUUAUUUUUAGAAAAUAUAGUAAAGGCUAUUAAAUAUCCAUUAAAUUUAAUUAUGUUGAAGAAAGUUAAGUUUAAAAUAUUCAAAAUUCUAUUCAAUAAGAAUUUCCCUCUAUCAAUAAAUUAGAUGAUAAAAGAACAGGAUUUAUGACGUUUUCAAUUAAUAACUCAAGUUUUAGCUUUUAUAAGACGUUUUAAUAUUUUGAAACAUUAAUAUAAAACGGUAUCAUCGAAGAUUUCUAAAUUAAUGAAAGGUACAAUAUAAACUUAAUCUUAGUUCUCUUGAAUAAAUAUUUAUUCAUUUUAGUAGAAUUUAAUAAGAAAUUAAUGAAAAAGAAGGAGUAAUCUUUGAUUGA